AUGUAUGAUGUUAGUGUUGAUAUAUUCAACCUUGGAUCUGACACUUUGAUUGACUAUAAGUUGAAUAUGCCGAAAGAUCCGAAUGGUUACAAGCCAGCUGGAGUUCUCAAGACAGAUGACGGCAAAAUGGAUGCUGUGGAACUGUAUACACUUAGUCGAAACGAGGUACUUGGUACACGGUCUACGUGCCGAGAUCCAGAGAAAUUUCAAAAACACCGCGCAGAGUGCAAACGAUUUUUUCUUCGUCUACAUGAAGUUCUAUCGCGGAUUAUGAAUCACCUCGACAAACAUCUAGGCUUAGCUCCUGGUACACUAUCUGCGCUUUCUCCUUUCCAGUGUUUGUAUUAA
Molecule: messenger RNA, 348 nt
Organism: Botrytis fragariae
Lineage: Eukaryota; Fungi; Ascomycota; Leotiomycetes; Helotiales; Sclerotiniaceae
Product: putative 2og-fe oxygenase protein
Exons: 2
Coding region: 1-348 (115 amino acids)
Source: RefSeq, a predicted model, not a curated record